GCCUACCGUUCUUCUCCUUUCCGGAAUGGAAAUGGCAGAAACAUAUUCUAGCAGUGACGGUACAGAAUCAGUGGGACUGGGAGAGGGUGGACUUUCUAUUAUCAAGAGUUCAGUGAUCAAAUCUUCGACAUGGACGGGAAAGAAGUUCUCUUCAUGAGCAAAGGAGAUGGAGAACAUAGCUACGCUCAGACCUCCACCUUUACGCAAAAAGUUGCGUCUUUGGCCAAGCCCACGAUAGCGAGUACAGUUGAUUCUUUACUUGAAGAAGGUUUCUUCCUGUGCGAGCUUCUAAACGUGGCUGAUUUAGGCUGUGCUCUGGGUCCUAGCACGGAAACUUUCAUGUCGACCGUUAUAGAGAGUGUGCAGAAAAAGUGUGCACACUCGAACUGCUCGAUGCCCGAAUUCCAACUUUAUCUGGAUGAUCUUCUUGGGAAUGAUUUCAAUACAUUGUUCAAAAGCUUGUCCAACUUCUCGCAAAACUAUGAAAGCUUAUCGUGCUGUAUAAUGGGAGCUCCAGGUUCUUUCCAUAGAAGGCUCUUCCCUAGAAACUGCUUGCACCUCGCAAAUUCCUCCUAUGGCGUCCAUUGGCUAUCUCAGGUACCAAAUCUCAUGAGCGAAGAAGGCUUCCCGUUGAACAAGGGAAGGAUCUACAUUUCUAAGACCAACCCCAGCGUGGCAAAGGAGGCCUACUUGGCUCAGUUCCGAGCAGAUUUCUCGACAUUUUGGAAGUGCCGUGGUGAAGAGAUGGUCGAUAACGGUCGCCUCGUGUUGAUACUUAAUGGGAGGGAAGAUAAGGACUCUGCGAGCACAGACGGCUACUUCUUUUGGGAAAAACUUGGAGAGGCAAUUGCUGAUUUGGUUUCAGAGGGAGGGUUUGUCAAGGAAGACAAACUAGACACCUUAAACGUGCCGUAUCACACGGCAUCUUCAGAGGAAGUUCGAAGCAUAGUCGAUGAAGAAGGGUCCUUCGAGAUCGAAUAUCUGGAGAUAAUGGGGAUCGAUAGAACCUUGCCGGACGAGGAUCCUCAUAGCAGAGGAAGGAAGAUGGCUAAAGAUGCCAGAUCGUUCACCGGUUCCAUAAUCUCGUACCAUCUUGGCGAGGGCAUCAUGGACAAGCUCUAUGGCGAAAAGCUUCCCAUUAUCAUAGGUGAUGAUUUGGCUAAGGGAAGAAGGAAGGGAAUUAGCUUAGUUCUUGUGCUCAAAAAGCAUGUCCCAUGACUCAUUAAGUGUUCAUCUCCAUUAUGAAAGACGAUGACAAUUUUCGUGAAUUCAUUCUUAAGUGUGUGUUUGUUUUGCUGAAAAUUUCAUGAUAAAGGAAAAUAUUUUCCAUGGAAAUUCGUUUCAUUUGUUAGGUGAUUUAGGGAAAAUGAUUUCCUUCUUACUAAAAAGGAAGUCAUUUGCCCCUAAUCUAAGCUUGUUGUUUACAGUCCAUGAAAAGCGUUUUAUAUAAAUCGAUUAGUUUUCCGUCAUCCGAACACCAGAAAGUCAGAAGUUUCCCGAAAAUAGUUUUCUUU
Molecule: messenger RNA, 1514 nt
Organism: Syzygium oleosum
Lineage: Eukaryota; Viridiplantae; Streptophyta; Magnoliopsida; Myrtales; Myrtaceae
Product: 1,3,7-trimethyluric acid N-methyltransferase CkTcS-like
Exons: 5
Coding region: 130-1218 (362 amino acids)
Biological process (GO): methylation
Molecular function (GO): S-adenosylmethionine-dependent methyltransferase activity
Source: RefSeq, a predicted model, not a curated record